AUGCUGGGGAAACUUCUGGCUCGAGGUGCCGUCGCCACCCAGCGGCGACUAGCAGUUGCCUCGCGUCGCCGCCGGGUCGCGUCCGUCAACCUGUGGGGAGGCGCGCCUGGCACUGCCGCCACUUGUACUUUCGACUAUGCUGCUGUGGUGCCGCAGCGCCAGCUCGGAACGGCGGUAGACUCCGCCGACACGGGCUUUGUCGAGGGCAGCAACAACGGCGUCGACGGCAGCUUUAGCAAUAGCGGCGAAAGCCCUCGGCAGCAAUGGCAACGACAAGGGCAGGAGGAGCCAGCAUCCGCGGAACGACGGUUUGAAGAGGAGGAGGAGGAGGGAGGUCAGGGACUAGAGGAAGGGUCAGAAGCAGCGUGGGGAAGGGAGGAUGACGACUCAAGUCGAGGGGGUAGAGGAAGGCGGGGUCGGCGCAGCGGCAAGAGGAUCGGGCGUGGCGGAGGCGGCGGUGGCGAGAGCAGAGGGAAGACGAGGACGGGACAGUUCAUCGCGGAGAUGCAAGAGCUAAAGCGGACGGGGGAUUGGAUCGGGAUAAUCGACAUGUACAAGCAGGCCUGCGACGACGAGAACGUCACACUCAACCGCGUCAUGAUAAACACCACCGUGGCCGGGCUGGCGCGCAGUCCCAGGUGGCAGGUCUCUCUCUCGAUUUUCCAGGAGAUGCGCGACGCCGCUACCAUAACGCCGGACGCGUACACGUUCAACGCGGCCUUGAUGGCGUGCGCGCACGGGCGUCAGGACAGGCUGGCGUUCGCCCUGUUGGGUGAGAUGCGUGAGGCCGGAAUCAAGCCCGACUCCUUCACGUUCACGCACCUGGCCACGGUCUGCGGGCACAAGGGCGAGUGGGAGAGGGCCUUCUCCCUGAUAGAGGAGAUGAGGGCGGAGGGGAUCCGGCCCAACUGCGUCGCGUAUAACGCCGUCAUCGUCGCGUGCGGCAACGCCGGGGAGCACGCCCGCGCGGUCGGGGUGCUCGAGCAGAUGAGGGAGGGAGGGGUGCAGCUGACCGAGGGGACCUACAGCGCCGCUAUCGCGGCCUGCGGCAAGGCGGGCCAGUGGGAAGGCGCGGUGGACCUCCUGGAAGAGAUGAAGGAGGGCAGGGACAACCUGGAGCCGAACGAGUACUGCUACAACUCGGCCAUCUCGGCGUGCGAGAGGGCGUCAAGGUGGCAAGAAGCCCUGGCCCUGCUGCGAGAAAUGCAGGAGGCCGAGCUCAUAGUCACGGCCGGCACCUACUGCCACGUGGUGAAGACCUGCACGAACGCCGGCGAGAUCUCGCAGGCGAGAGGCCUCCUCGACGAGAUGCGCGAGAAAGACAUGCCGCUCAAGAAGGGCACGGUCGCGAUGGUGGAGAGGAAAGCGGAGAGGCGCAGCGUUGGCCACCGCCCGCGGAGCGCAUCACCACCACCAGCACAACCAGGUGGUGAAGCUGCGCCGCACGACUCUCCUUUCCCCGAAGCCGCGCGUGAUACGGAGUACGUGAACGCCUCGGCGUCCUGGACGCAGCAGGUUCCCAGGAGCGAUGCCGCCUUCCCUGCGGUUGCUUCUGAUGCCCCCCCGCCUGCGGCUUCAACGCCAGCGGCGGCCGUGGGACCGCCGCCCCGGCCGCGCGUCCAUGCCGUCAAGCACUUCCUGCGGUCCGUCGGUAGCCACUCCAGGCAUAGGCGCUGGGCUGAGAUGCUGUCAGAGCUGGACCACGCCAUCGCCGACCCGAACACCAAGGUCUCGCUGCGCAUGUACGAGGGGUGCCUGGUCGGCCUGUCGUCGGGGGGGAAGUGGGUAGAGGCUCUCUCGGUGCUGGAGAAGAUGGAGUCGGCAGGGCUGAAGCCCAGCGCGCGCUGUGUGACGGCUGCGACAAAGGCCUGCGCGAAGGCGAACCCGCCGAAGUGGGGCCUGGCGCUGUCGCUCGUGCGGGGGCUGGAGGAGCCAGAGGUGUGGACGUACGUGGCGGCGCUGGCGGCGCUGGGGAAGGCGGGGCAGUGGAAGGCCAGCACGGCGCUACUGGAAGAGAUGAGAACUGAGGGAGUGUCGCCUAACUUGUACUGCUACAACGGGGCGUUGGAGUCGUGUCGCCUGGCGGAUCCCCCUCAGUGGCAGCACGCGUGCUCCCUGCUGGCGCAGAUGAAGGAGGAGGGGACGGCGCCGAACGAGGUGUGCUACAAGACCGCCGUAAACGCUUGCCGGGCAGCGUCAGAGGACGACGUCGCGGAGUCACUCUUGAGUGACAUGAUCGCGGCGGGAUUUGCUACGCAGGCGGAGAAGCUCAAGACUCCCCCCGUCGCAGCAGCUGCAGCAGAGUGCGACGGACCAUGACACGAUGAAACGGAGUCUACUCUGUUGCCCAUAUGUGAUUUUUUCCCCGGGGAAUGUCGUGUCCCCUUGUCGAAGCGGCGGCCUCGGGCAGGCGGGCUUGCGCUGGCUGUGGAAGGAUCUCGACAUGUACUCGUCUGCAAUGUAUAGAGCGUAUGUGCUGUUCUAGUCCGAGACCACAAAGUAGAACAGGAACGGGG
Ectocarpus siliculosus is the source of this 2516-nucleotide messenger RNA. Lineage: Eukaryota; Phaeophyceae; Ectocarpales; Ectocarpaceae. The record is from the annotation of a GenBank genome assembly.